Messenger RNA from Saccostrea echinata, 1167 nucleotides. Its product is annotated as leukocyte elastase inhibitor-like. Lineage: Eukaryota; Metazoa; Mollusca; Bivalvia; Ostreida; Ostreidae. Gene Ontology annotation, biological process: negative regulation of endopeptidase activity. The transcript has a single exon. Bases 1 to 1167 code for a protein of 388 amino acids. Gene Ontology annotation, molecular function: serine-type endopeptidase inhibitor activity. The record is from RefSeq and is a predicted model, not a curated record.
AUGUCAACCGUUUUAACCUUUCCAAACAAGGAAGUGUCUGCGGCUUUCUCCAGAGCCAACAGAGGAUUCAUGUUGAGUCUUUUGAAGCAUUUUCCAUCAGAAUCCAACAUCUUCUAUUCGCCUUUUAGUAUUUCUACAGCCCUCGCCAUGGUUCAUAUGGGAGCAAAAGCAGACACUCGAAAAGAAAUGAGUCGAGUCCUUCAUUUUGAGGAAAUGGACAAAACUUUCCAUGCAGCAUUUGGUUCUUAUCUUGACUACUUGUCUAAAGACACUGGUGAUUGCACACUUAAAACUGCAAAUAGAAUCUAUCAAAGCAUGAGAUUCAAACCGGAGGAAUCUUUCCUACAAAACUGCAACAAACAUUUUAAAGCUUCAGUGGAGUCAGUGGAUUUCUCUAAGUCUGCAGUAACAAGCAAGAAAAUCAAUUCCUGGGUUAGUCAGCAAACUGAAAAUAAAAUUCAAGAUCUGAUUCCAGCAAGUGCACUGAAUGAACGUACAUUCAUGGUUCUUGUAAAUGCCAUCUACUUCAAAGGAAAUUGGAACAGCAAAUUUGAAAGCAAACACACACAAAUAAUGGAAUUCCAAAACAACAAGGAGAAAUUCAUGACAGACAUGAUGUAUCAAACCGAUGAUUUCAGAUUCUGCCAAAUGUGGGAUCUAAGGCUUAGUGCCCUUGAGCUGCCAUACGAAGGAAAGACCCUCAGCUUGCUAAUUCUUUUACCCACAGCUGUAGAUGGUAUAGAGAGUCUGGAGAAAAGUUUGACUGAGUCUGUCCUCAAAACUGUAGUUAGCAACAUGAGUGUACGGGAAGUUAAUGUUUAUCUUCCAAAAUUUAAAAUGAAGUCGAACUUCGAGUUGAAGUCUAAUUUGUCUGCCAUGGGUAUGCCCUCAGCAUUUGAUAUGGAUAAAGCUGAUUUUACAGGCAUGGAUAAAGAUAAAAAUGUGUAUAUUAAUGCAGUUUUCCAUAACGCUUUUGUUGAAGUCAAUGAAGAAGGUACCGAAGCUGCCGCAUCUACGGGUCCCGUUUCAUCGAUAGAAUGUAUUACACCGACGUUUCAGGCAAAUCAUCCUUUCCUUUUCUUUAUCCGAGAUUAUGUUAAUGACAUAAUUCUGUUUGCUGGAAGAUUUUUUAAACCAAGUGGUGCAUCUGCCCAAGAAGAAGUGUAG